AUGACAAUAAGCGGCCGGGAGGAGGAGGAGGAGGAGGAAGAGGAGGAGGAAGUGGAAGAGGAGGAGGUGGUGGAGGAGGCGGAAGAGGCGGAAGAGGCGGAAGGGGAGGAGGAGGAGGAGGAGGAGGAGAUCUCCUCUUCUUUGAUCCCGUCACUAGUGGGGGAUCACGGUGCUUUGCGAGACGUGGGGAAGAAGAAGACGAAGAAGAAGAAGAAGGAAGAAGAAGGAGAGAGGGAAUCCGACACGGCCAUUUACUUUGGGCGUGAUUGGAUUACCUCUGCUUGCACAAGAGAGGCUUAUUGGAUCCGUGGGGAGUUUGCGGGGAUACCAUCUCUUAUUUCCACUUCACAACUAUUCUUUCCGAAAGAGGAAGAGAAGGAGAAAAUGUUGAUGGCCAGGAGACGGAAGGGCAGGGGAAAUAAUAAUAAUGUAGAAGGAGAAGAAGAAGAAAUGGAGAGGAUUUUCAUUAUAGCUGAUUCACUUAAGGUAGAUUAUUGGCGAUACCGCCUGUUUGCUGCUGCUGCUGAUGAUGAUGAUGAUGAUGAUGAUGAUGCCGACGUCUGA
Macrobrachium nipponense is the source of this 564-nucleotide messenger RNA. Its product is annotated as cilia- and flagella-associated protein 251-like. The record is from RefSeq and is a predicted model, not a curated record. Lineage: Eukaryota; Metazoa; Arthropoda; Malacostraca; Decapoda; Palaemonidae. Bases 1 to 564 code for a protein of 187 amino acids. The transcript is spliced from 4 exons.